UUGACCUCUUGAUUUUAUUUCAAUUAAUAAAAUUUCAAGACUGGUCACUGUCCACGCCAAAAAGUACCAUUUAUGAUCGAAAUCACGUAAAAUGAGAAUACAUCCACGUAUCCUGUCGACGGCAGCGGCUAUAGCGGUAACUUGCGUUGUGUCUGCUGCGGCUUACUUCUUCAAAAGCCGCCGCAGCAGUGAAUUAAACGAAGUGAUGAUAUUUUGCAAGUUGCAAUUCAACGCGUACAACUACUUCGACAAACUGAUAAGCUAUGUGGAAGCUGCUAAGCGGAGCGUCAACGUAUGUAUGCCGGGUAUUCACAAUCCAGCUAUUCAAGGACGGUUGGUUAGCCUAAUCAAAAAGAAGAAUAUCAAAGCCCGUAUUUUGAUUGACCCGUCUGGAUACAACGAAUCCACAGAGUUCUUCAUGAAAGAACUUGCAGAAGCCGGCGCCGAAAUCAAGUGCAUAGUAAAUGAGCCAAUAAGGAGAAUGCAUCAUAAGUUCUGCUUGAUCGAUGAUAACGUACUCAUGGCGGGCACUCUCAACUGGGGUGACGACCGCUCCUCGGAUCACUGGAAUUACGUGUAUGUCACCAGUAAACUAGAGCUCGUGGAACCAGUGAAGAACGGGUUUUAUCAAAUGUGGAACGACUUCUCAAUGGAUGCAGCUCAUGUAGCUUCUGUAGAAGCUUCAGAAGACAACCUCGAAGACAGUGGUACCACUGCAGAAGUCGAAUACAAAAGCCCAAAUGUCAGCAUAUCCGAAAAUAAACAGAAAAAUCCAACACCAGAGUUGGUCUUAGUUUAGUUUUAAAUUAUUUAUUCAGUAUUUAAUGAAAUCACAAAUGUUUCUAAUUUCAAAACAUGCCCAGUUACAUUAUUUAUUAACAAUAUUUUAUGGCAGAGACUUAUUUAUUUAAAAGGAAUAAUUAUAGACUAAAUUAAUUUUAUAAUUUAAUUCAAUUGUAAUAAUAAGAGAAUAAUAAUUAUAAUGGUGAGCUUCACCUUUAAUUUUAUCUAGUUCUAAAUUUCAGAUUUUCACAAUGAAACUGCUUUUUGAAGAAAAGUGUUUCUUCAUUCUUUUUUUUCUACAAUCAUACUAUUCUCAGUAAUCUAUCUUGUAUACACUUGUUUUCAUGAUAAAUCACUCUUACUUAUCAACUGUUUUAUGAUUUUAUUUAUAUUAUGUUAAUUUGCAUUUAAAAAUUAAUAAAAUAAUUUCUAGCACAAAACUUUUUGGAAUUUUCUACUAUCCUGA
Ostrinia nubilalis (European corn borer) is the source of this 1249-nucleotide messenger RNA. Its product is annotated as mitochondrial cardiolipin hydrolase-like. Gene Ontology annotation, molecular function: RNA endonuclease activity producing 5'-phosphomonoesters, hydrolytic mechanism. Lineage: Eukaryota; Metazoa; Arthropoda; Insecta; Lepidoptera; Crambidae. The transcript has 2 exons. The coding region runs from base 92 to 799 and encodes 235 amino acids. The record is from RefSeq and is a predicted model, not a curated record.